UCAUUUGAAAGUAUAUGAAGACAAAAUUCACAAAUCUGAAGGAGCUGUGACAAUUUCUUCGAUCUUUAUAUGUUAUCUUAUAUUGAUUCUAAAAACAACCAAGACACAGCAAAUUCAGCAAAGGUGGGUCUCUUCUUCAUGUUGGCUUGGUGCUCGUCCUCCAUGCCCCUCUCCUCCUCCAACUCCUGAGACCUACCUUGGAGUGCAUCACGUGGUCUUAGUCCGUACAAAUAACUCGCAGUAGAGUUUUCCAGUAGAGAACGAAUCGGAGCUCUGUUAUAUCAGCAAUUAUCAGCGACAGUAACUAUCUUCAGAUACUAAGAAUAGGAGAGAGAGACUUGGACCAUCCGGGAAGUAAGGAAUUGCUUUUUCUCGUAAACUGUUAUUCCCAAAGACAUUUUGGACAUCUUUGUGGGAGCCACAGUCACUUUCGUUGGGUCUAUCUGAGUGAAGUUUGCCCACAGAGCUGCUCAAGCUGCUCCUCUGAAAAACAGACUAUCACCCGACCGUCCUUAUCUGGAGUGGAUUUGUUAAUUAUCCGGCGACUGGAUAACGAAAAACCGCCGACGACUCGCCGAAGUGUCUUUACGUGACCCGCUUUGUCCCUGGAGUCAGUACCCAUAUUCUCCCAAAUAGGACGAGUAUACGGCGUCAGAAUGUACCAAAGCCUUGCUUUGUCAUCCAACCAGUCCCCAUAUGCACACGAUGCAGGGAACUAUAUGCACCCUUCGGCGAGUUCCCCCGUGUACGUGCCCACUACGAGGGUGCCUGCUAUGCUGCAAACCCUGCCGUACUUGCAGACAUGCGAGUCCACCCAUCAGUCCCAUGGCCUCGGCGGGCAUCAUGGCUGGCCUCAGACUGGCACAGACAGUUCGUCCUUCAACCCGGGCAGCCCCCAUCCGCACCCCGGGUUCUCCUACUCUCACAGCCCGCCAGUAAGCAGCAAUACAGGCAGGGACACAACCUACCAAAACCCGCUUGUGCUCAGUAACGGUGGUCGGGCCGACCAGUAUGGCAGCGCUUUGGUACGGUCUGUUGGAGGAUCAUACUCGAGUCCCUACGCCUACAUGAGCCCUGAGAUGGCAACCUCUUGGACACCAGGCCACUUUGAGAGCGGCAUGAUCAGUCUUCAGGGACGGCAAGGUUGCCUGUCUGGUAGAAGGUCCAGUUUGGACAUGUUGGAGGAGUUCCCGGGAGAGGGUCGUGAGUGUGUAAACUGCGGCUCCAUCUCCACUCCUUUGUGGCGACGAGACGGUACCGGGCACUACCUGUGCAAUGCCUGUGGCCUGUACCACAAGAUGAACGGAAUCAACAGGCCACUCAUCAAACCACAGAAACGUCUGCAGACCACAUCUCGCCGGGCCGGCCUGUGCUGCACUAACUGCCUCACCAGCACGACUACGCUGUGGCGUCGCAACGCAGAGGGAGAGCCUGUCUGCAACGCCUGUGGCCUGUACAUGAAACUACAUGGAGUCCCCAGACCACUGGCCAUGAAGAAGGAAAGCAUUCAGACCAGGAAACGGAAACCUAAGAUGCCCAAGUCCAAACCCUCAUCAGGAGGGUUGUCAGCCUCAGGCACCAACUCACCGUCCUCCUUGUCUGUCUCGGAACAUGCAUCUACGAUAAAGAGUGAACCCAACAUGGCCCCCUCACCCUACGCUGGACAGACCGUAGCCUCUGUGUCUCAGGCUUCAUCACAUCUGGACAGUUCAGGACAUGUCAACAUCAAAUACGAGAACUACCCCUUUACGCCCACGUCCGUCGCCCCACAGAACUCCUGGUGUGCUCUGUCUCAGGCAUGAGCUUGACCGCAGCUCACCGUGUCCUGAUUCUGGAACCAGCUCAGCUCGCCGUGUCCUGAUUCUGGAAGCAGCUCAGCUCACCGUGUCCUGAUUCUGGAACCAGCUCAGCUCACCGUGUCCUGAUUCUGGAACCAGCUCAGCUCACCGUGUCCUGAUUCUGGAACCAGCUCAGCUCGCCGUGUCCUGAUUCUGGAACCAGCUCAGCUCACCGUGUCCUGAACCAGCUCAGCUCACCAUGUCCUGAUUCUGGAACCAGCUCAGCUCACCGUGUCCUGAACCAGCUCAGCUCACUAUGUCCUAAUUCUGGAACCAGCUCAGCUCACCCUGUCCUGAUUCUGGAACCAGCUCAGCUCACUGUGGAUAAUAUAGACUUGUGACACGAACUACCUAUUAUAGACUUACUCUCUUUCCCAUGUGGCUGGAGGGAAGAAAAACCAGAAGGAAGCGACGGCAAUCAAGUGGAAUGUAUAGAAAUAACUUUUUUUAACUGGCGACUAUCAACACUAUUUCUAGUUGUAGUUUUUGUUGUGGUUGUCUUUGUCGUUGGUGUCAUUAUUGAUAUUUUUCUAAUACCACCACCACCAUCACAGUUUCACGUGGUAUUUCAGUCAAUAACCAGAAACAGUUCAACAAGUUAUCACGGAGUGUUAUUCACACAUCCAGAAGGACAAAACACGCAAGUGUUUUAUUACCUCUGAACAUGUUUCAUUACUAGCGUGUCGAUGAUUAACUUCUAUAUACAUUAUUUAUGUUAAAGAUAAGAAGAGUCAUGAAACUCCAAAGCCAACAUGUCAUAUCCCAGAAGUCCAUUCCCUUCUAAGAAUGCCUUGUGUGUUCAAGGUAUGAAAUCUAAAAUAGAAAGUAUACAUUUACAUUGACACAGAUACUGUAUAUACUGUAUAUGUUAUCAGAUAUGUUGAAAGUGCAUAAAUACUUUUUUAUUUUAGAUGUCAUAAUUGCAUACUUGAAUUCGUUUUCAUUUUUUUCCAAGACCCCUGUUCUAUUAGUUCAGCUUUUGACAAUGUAUUGUCUGAUCAUUUAAAGUGCAAUGACUUAAUUUAAAAUAAAAUAAAUGAAGACAAAGAAAAAAAACUUUUAUUUUAAUUCUUUUGAAAUACGUUAAUCUAAUUUUAUUUGCUGUGUUUUUGUUGAAAUAUAAGGGAAUUUUAUUGUUACUUUAUAACCUAAAAUUGUUUAGAAACUUGAGUCUACUUUAGUUGUAUAACCAAGUCUGAUAGUCUCGUUGGUUUUGCAAUGCUCUUUGAAAUCUGUUUAGUUUAAAUAAACCAAUAAAUUAAUUGUC
This is a messenger RNA of Oncorhynchus tshawytscha (Chinook salmon), 3105 nucleotides long. It is a transcript of the gene gata5, whose product is annotated as GATA binding protein 5. Gene Ontology annotation, cellular component: nucleus. Gene Ontology annotation, biological process: negative regulation of transcription by RNA polymerase II; cardiac muscle tissue development; cell fate commitment. The transcript is spliced from 7 exons. The coding region runs from base 657 to 1802 and encodes 381 amino acids. Gene Ontology annotation, molecular function: RNA polymerase II cis-regulatory region sequence-specific DNA binding; zinc ion binding; DNA-binding transcription factor activity, RNA polymerase II-specific. NCBI's taxonomy places the organism in Eukaryota, Metazoa, Chordata, Actinopteri, Salmoniformes, Salmonidae. The record is from RefSeq and is a predicted model, not a curated record.